This is a messenger RNA of Phytophthora infestans T30-4, 602 nucleotides long. RefSeq lists its product as uncharacterized. The record is from RefSeq and is a predicted model, not a curated record. The transcript is spliced from 6 exons. Gene Ontology annotation, molecular function: structural constituent of ribosome. Gene Ontology annotation, biological process: translation. Bases 1 to 387 code for a protein of 128 amino acids. Gene Ontology annotation, cellular component: ribosome. Lineage: Eukaryota; Oomycota; Peronosporomycetes; Peronosporales; Peronosporaceae.
AUGUCCACUGGUACCUUAAAUCCUACGUCGAUUGGAGCCGAAUCGAGAAUUCGAAUCAGUGCUGGUUCUCGUUUCACGCCCGCGGCCACGAUCCUGGUAAAAAUUUCUUCGCCUAAAGACUGGGCAUUCAUUUUGCGAGAGGAAAGACGACGGAUUGGCGACGAGAGGAAACAUGCAAAUAUUAUUCUUGAGUCGACCCUCCACUUGGUGCUGCGUCUGCGUGGUGGUGCGAUUGAGCCCACGCUCGCCGCCCUGGCCAAGAAGACCAACUGCGAGAAACAGAUCUGCCGUAUCUGCUACGCGCGUCUCCCGCCCCGUGCCACCAACUGCCGCAAGAAAAAAUGCGGCCACAGCAACCAGCUGCGCAUCAAGAAGAAGCUCAAGUAAUUGCUAGGUCUACUGCUAUCGGCUUUUCCUUCUCGCGGACGGGAAGUGGAUUGCUCUCAAGAAGCGCACGACGGCAAUCUGCAGUAUUGCCUCUCUUUGUUUAAGCAGCAGGUGGCAACACGUCUUUCAGUGACUGUGGUGCGCUGAAGGAUGAACUACUGCUAUGCAGUGAGGAACUCAAUACACAUCUGUCGCUGCGCUCGGCCCCUCUCCAA